GGUGGUCACAGCCUGUCCCGAUCCUUCCAGUGCAAGUCUUUGCCCGUGCUGUCCACAGUGGCCCGGAUCCUGUCGUCUGUCCGUGGCUAGCCCCUGCUAUGCUGUCCACAGGGCUCUUGGGCCCCUUUUGGGUCAGCCCCUGCUACGCUUGGUAGGACCCCAGUUUCCUUCCUGGUCAGCCUCCUCCGGUGUUGUCCAGGUCUUUCAGAAUGAGCCUCUGCCUCUGCUGUCCAGAAUUGCUUCUGCAUGCCUUCUGUGGAGCUGUCUGUUUCUGCUGUCAGCAUUGGCCAGCAGGACCCUUGGGAGAUCUGCUCUCCACCACUUCUGACAGGAUGAGCCCCUCUCCCACUGCAUGGCCCCUUCACUGCACCUGUUCCUCUUCAGGCACUGGCGAGAGCGGGAAGAGCACGUUCAUCAAGCAGAUGCGCAUCAUCCACGGUGCGGGCUACUCGGAGGAGGACAAACGGGGCUUCACCAAGCUGGUCUACCAGAACAUCUUCACGGCCAUGCAGGCCAUGAUCCGCGCCAUGGAGACGCUGAAGAUCCUCUAUAAGCACGAGCAGAACAAGGCCAAUGCUCUCCUGAUCCGGGAGGUAGAUGUGGAGAAGGUGACCACAUUCGAGCACCAGUACGUCAAUGCCAUCAAGACACUGUGGAAUGACCCCGGCAUCCAGGAGUGCUACGACCGCCGGCGCGAGUUCCAGCUCUCUGACUCCGCCAAGUACUACCUGACUGAUGUGGACCGCAUCGCCACCGCAGGCUACCUGCCCACCCAACAGGACGUGCUGCGGGUCCGUGUACCCACCACAGGCAUCAUUGAGUACCCCUUUGACCUGGAGAACAUCAUCUUCAGGAUGGUGGAUGUCGGCGGGCAGAGGUCGGAGCGGAGGAAGUGGAUCCACUGCUUUGAGAAUGUGACGUCCAUCAUGUUCCUCGUGGCCCUCAGCGAGUACGACCAGGUCCUGGUGGAGUCGGACAACGAGAACCGCAUGGAGGAGAGCAAGGCCCUGUUCCGGACCAUCAUCACCUACCCCUGGUUCCAGAACUCCUCGGUCAUCCUCUUCCUCAACAAGAAGGACCUGCUGGAGGACAAGGUCCUGCACUCGCACCUCGUCGACUACUUCCCAGAGUUCGAUGGGCCCCAGCGGGAUGCACAGGCAGCCCGGGAGUUCAUCUUGAAGAUGUUUGUGGACCUGAACCCCGACAGCGACAAGAUCAUCUACUCGCACUUCACAUGUGCCACUGACACGGAGAACAUCCGCUUUGUCUUCGCGGCCGUGAAGGACACCAUCCUGCAGCUGAACCUGAAGGAGUACAACCUGGUGUGACUCGGGCGCCUCCGCACGGUGUCUGCAGGGACGGAUGGCCUCCGAGAGGUGGCAGUGCCUGGCCCGUUGGGCCUCAUGGCCACUGCGGGGCCGGUUUUCUUUAUCAUCUUUUUGACAAGUGGUUUUUAUUUCACAGUUAUCAGGGGACGUACAUCUUUCUUUCUACACACUUCGUGCACCUUCUCACCUUUUGCCAAGGUCAAGGGCAGCUUUUUUUCUGGCCUUGACUUGUGGCUCAAUUUUUUUCUAAAAAAAGAAAAAAAGCAAAAAAAGAAAGAAAAAAGAAAUGAACAGAGGACACCAGUGUGCCCCGUGCUCCCCGGGACUCGGCCCUCACCCAGCCCUGCCUGUGUGUGGAGUCAGGCCGUGCCAACCAGUGUCCUGAGGCCCAGUCAACAGCAAUGAAGCCACCAGGGCCGCCCUCCGGGUCUGGGGCAGCUGUCUUCUCUGCCUCGGUUUCAUCUCCUUCCGGAGACUGGCGGACUUGUCUUUUAAAUUAUUGAUGUCCUGCGUCCUCAUGACCUAUGCUGUCUCUCUGCUCCCAGGACUCCAAGAAGUGGGGGUGGGUGGCACCCAGUGCCCACCCUGGGAAGUGCCUAACCAUUUUUUUUUUUUUUUUAAGAAAUGAGAAAACAGUUCACCUGACUUUGUUGGUGAACAAGACGCCCCAUGCCUCCUCCCACCUGAGUUGCUGUGGGUCCCAUGUCCUUCUGCCAGGUCCAGGGGGAGGCCUGUGUGACCAGAGCCAGUUGGGAGGAAGCGCAUUUGGACAAGGGCUCUCUGUUUUGCUCUGUAUUUUUUUGUUGUUGUCAUCGUAAUCAGUUUGGAAACAGCAAAGGUAGAGUGGGGACUUUUUCAGAAUAUUCUCAGGUCUGUCCCCAAGAGGCAGCAACAGAAGAGGGGACACUGCUGAUGGCCCUGUGUGUGCAUGGCCUCCACCUAAGCACUUGUUCUGCUCCCAUGUUGUGAAGCCAGAGCCAACACUUAAGUUAGCGAGGCCACCAAGGGCCAAGGGCAGGGAGCAGCACAUGGAAGGUGGUGGCUGGUGCCCCGUAGUCUCCAGGCCCAGGUGGCCACGGCCAGGGCCACAGCCGUGCACUGAGCCAGGCCCAUGGGGCCACAUCCUCAAGGCCUCUCUGAGCUCAAGGCAGGGAGUGAGGGCCGUGCUUGGGGCAGACGCUUACCAUCUGUUGCCAUCUGAACACUACACUGUUUUUGUUUU
Messenger RNA from Castor canadensis (American beaver), 2550 nucleotides. Lineage: Eukaryota; Metazoa; Chordata; Mammalia; Rodentia; Castoridae. The record is from RefSeq and is a predicted model, not a curated record.